Molecule: messenger RNA, 564 nt
Organism: Aedes albopictus (Asian tiger mosquito)
Lineage: Eukaryota; Metazoa; Arthropoda; Insecta; Diptera; Culicidae
Exons: 2
Coding region: 194-508 (104 amino acids)
Source: RefSeq, a predicted model, not a curated record
GAAAGCUGCUGCUGAUGGGACAAACACAUGCACACAGCCAACGCAGUCGCGUCGAGCAGUCGGUCGCAGUUUGUAAUAAUCAAAACAAAGCAAAAAUCCGUUACGUUUGUAUUCUACACGGCGAUGCAAAAUAACUGUAUUGUUUAAACAUAAUUCUGGCGAAAGUAAAGCUAUCGGCUGCAGAGGAAGAACUAUGAAUAGCUACCCGGAACAAACGGAGCAAAUCAGCAUCUACCAAGACGAAGUGGUCACCCUCCGACAGGAUGUCCCCAAGCUUUACAAAGGCUUUCUGAUGAAGGAAUGCCAAGUGGUGGCGAAUAAGUUGGCCGAUGCCAAGUUCGAUAUCCCCCGUCAGAAUUUGGAAGGCUUGAAAAAUUUGUACCGAAACCAGGUGGACUUGGAAGGUACGCGAUUGCGGGAUUCUUCUGUUUCGGCCCGGCAACUGCACAAUUACGCCCAAAUGUUGCGACAGUAUACGCAAGGUGAACAAACUACAGCUACUAAAUAGAGACGGUAAGAAAUGAUGUGCAUGUAUAAAUAAAUUUAUUUCAAUCAUUUUCUAUA